Molecule: messenger RNA, 2322 nt
Organism: Triticum turgidum subsp. durum (durum wheat)
Lineage: Eukaryota; Viridiplantae; Streptophyta; Magnoliopsida; Poales; Poaceae
Source: the annotation of a GenBank genome assembly
AUGACUCGCAUCACCGCGCCGGAGCUGUCGCCCUCGCCCCCGGACUCCCCGCCUCCCGCCCGCCGUUCCCCGGCCCUGGCGACCCCGCCCUCCCGCCGCCGCCCCUCCCCGUCCCCGUCCCUCGCGCUCACCCCCUCCUCCGCCUCCACCUCCGCCACCUCCUCGAGGCCCAGGCCCCGACCCUCGAUGUUGAUGCCGGAGAUGGAUCUUGGUUACGAGGUCACUCAUAUAUCACUUAAUACGGAUGUGUCAUCAUUACUCCUAGCUGGAUCACAUAACAUAAAUGUUCUGCAUGUACAUGAGAGGGUGUCAGAAGAUGGUGAUACAAUCAUAUGCAGGACCGCACCAGUUGCUUCUCAGAUUUUACCUACCAAUAAUGAUGGCAUAAAAGUUCUGCAGACAUCUUGGCACCCUUUUAGCAGCAGCCAUUUUGGUGUUUUGACAUCAGAUGCUGUUUUCAGGUUAUUUGAUCUCUCAUUUGAUUUAGAGCAACCAGAGCAGGAAUUUUAUUUGCAGCCAAUUCUACCUGGAAGAUGCCAGAAUGCUUCGUCAAUUUGUCCAGUGGCAUUCUCUUAUGGCAGUGAUCAUCUGUGGGAUAGAUUUUCGGUUUUCAUCUUGUUCAGUGAUGGUUCAAUUUUUGUGCUCUGCCCCGUUGUUCCAUUUGGAUGUGACUAUAGUAAGAAACAUAUUGAAGAGAUAUAUGAAGAUGUUAAUACAUUUGGGUUGAAAUCUUCAAAUCCAAAUGUUGUCACGAACUCACAUUUGGCCAUUGCAUGGUUGGAGGCAACAUUUCCGGAGCUGUUACGUCAAUCAGCAGAUAGCAGCACACUGAUGUCAAGAGCUCGUGCAUAUGCCCCAGUGGACGAUUCUCUAACUCUACAGGGGCCUCUUUGUAGAGUUUGCGAGGAAAACAAUGAACUCGAAGGCAAGAGCAGCUCUUGUGAAGGUAAAGCUGUGGGUUUUGUGUACAGCUCUGUUGGCAAAGAUUCAGUUCUUGUAACUGCCUGGGGUAGUGGACAGCUCCAGAUUGAUGCUUUAGCCGAUGAAAUCCAACCACAAUGGAGCAUUGGGGUUCCUACUCGCCUUGAUGUCGAUUCACAUGGACGCAUAAAGAGCGUUGCUAUGAUAUGUGACUCUAAUCCACAAGAUUCGUCGGCCCUGAGAUCACAUCGUUCAUCCAGUAUGGGAUCAAAUGUGAAGAGCAAUACAGAAGCUGUCUGGAUGGGACACUCUCCUCCUUUGCUAAGGCUCUCAAUUGUGGAUUUGGCACUACCAAAAACUUCUAACGGUAGCUCUUUAUCGUUAUUUCUGGACCCCCUUGUUCCGGAGAGAUUUUAUUGUGCACAUGGCGGGGGACUUGACAUGGUCACGUUGCACUUCCUGCCAUUUUCAUACCCCGAAAUGGCUUCCACACCACCCUCUGUGCAUCCUGUACUCACCACAGGCAACAGCGAUACAAGUUCUCCCUUCCUUUCUGGAUUUGUCGCCAUAGCGGAUGCGUAUGGCCAUGUGCAGUUAGUUGGCAUCACAUAUACUGGUGAGUGCUUUGUGGUGGAGAUGAAGGGUUGGAAGGAACCAACACCUCUUCAGCUUGACAUAUGUAGCAAGGACAUCAAGGAUGUGGAAUCUUCGACAACUGGAAUGAUCAGCAAAGAGCUUCUUGCUGGUCCAGAUCCACCCAUACUUCCAUCUUCAACAAGCCUGAGGUCGUUGACUCCUGACUCCAUCGAAGGGAAGUCCACACUUCAUCACUAUAUUAAGGUUUUCCAUGAGCACUAUGUGGAGUAUGGGCACAAGGUUUUCAUCGAGCUCAAGGAACACGAAGAUUAUGUGAAGACAGAGAUUGAAGACAAGCAGAAACGCUUACAAGCAGUGAAGCAGUCACUUCUAUCCAUAGAAGCCAAAGACGAGGAGAUAAACAGGCGGGUCGAUCGGGCCUCCAAGGUGUAUGAUCUGCUGGAGAAGCGCAUAGAAAGCUUCAAGAUGCUGCCUGCCGCAAACAAGAAACCAUUGUCACAGGCAGAGCUGGAGUUCAAGUCGCAGCUUGAUAGGUUUGCAGACGUGGAGCUGGACGCACUGCGUACUUCCAUUGCUGCCCUGAGCGCGAGGAUGAAACGGUUCGCUCAACCGUCCCUGGGCAGUGGCGCAGCCGGCGCAGGAAUGGCGCCAUGGCAGGCGCCGAAGGCCGGAAGAGGCCACGUUUCGGAGUCCCAGAUGUCGCUGAUGAAGUCUUCACUGGAGAGGCUGUCGCUCCUCAACGAGGAGAACAAUCAGAAGCUACGGGUCAUCGAGACUGAACUCAAGAACAAGGAACAGCAGUAG